Molecule: messenger RNA, 1658 nt
Organism: Capsicum annuum
Lineage: Eukaryota; Viridiplantae; Streptophyta; Magnoliopsida; Solanales; Solanaceae
Exons: 6
Coding region: 244-1122 (292 amino acids)
Cellular component (GO): chloroplast
Source: RefSeq, a predicted model, not a curated record
GCGUACAAGCGAACAAAGUUUAUAAAAAAAAUAAACAAAAAGAGAAAACAAUAGUCCCAUAUCCAUUUUGCCCCCACACAUUACAUGACAAAUGUAUAAAAGAAUUCAGAAUUUUCUCUCUUACAAUCAUUUCUAGUUGUGGAAGAGGUUCACUACAACAAACUCUGCUGCUUCUAUCAGGAGUAGAAGAACAAGGGGAAACGGUUUUAGAGUUCAUUGAUCGACAACAGCUAGCCAGGGAGCAUGAAUUCAAUAACGGCGUCUGCGUCCAUUUCACUUUUACUUAGCAUCUCGUCUCCUAUUAAAAAACCGUCGACUCAAUUUCUGCCAGGAAAAUGCAAAUCCCUAAUAUCGUCCAAUUUUGAAUGGAAGUGUAGAGCGCUGGGAGAAGGCUCUCAGUCACAGCCACAGUCCCAGAAGACCCAACCUACAAUUUAUCAAGGUGUUUAUGGUCCUUGGACAAUCGAAGACUCUGAUAUUCGAGAGGUAAUUUUGUAUAGAUCAGGGUUAGUUACUGCGGCUGCAUCAUUCGUUCUUGCAUCUUCUACGGCUUUGCUUCCCAAUGAUUCAGUUAUGAGCAACUUGCUUGAGAAAAAUCUUGAUUUAUUUUAUGCAAUUGGAUCGUGUGGACUUGGCCUGUCAUUAUAUCUUAUUCACAUUUAUGUGACUGAAAUUAAACGUGCUCUUCAAUCUCUAUGGUUCCUGGGUGUUCUCGGAUCAUUGGCAACAUAUUCUACCCUUGCUCAACCAGCUGGCAAGAAUUUAGUUCAAUAUGUUAUCGAGAAUCCAGUAGCUGUUUGGUUUGUCGGACCACUAUUUGCAGCACUGACGGGACUUGUGUUCAAGGAAGGACUUUGCUAUGGAAAGUUGGAAGCUGGUAUUUUGACAUUUGUCAUCCCUUCCCUCCUACUGGGGCACCUGACUGGCAUUAUGGAUGAUGGAGUAAAGCUUGCCCUAUUGAGCACAUGGUUGGCACUGUUUGUGGUCUUUGCUGGGAGGAAGUUCACUCAGCCUAUCAAGGAUGAUAUAGGAGACAAAUCAGUAUUCAUAUUCAAUGAUUUGCCGGAGGAAGAAAAAGCAAAUUUGAUUCAGAGACUUGAGCAGCAAAAAAGCCUUGAUUAGGAUGUUCCCUACUGUUAUCCCUCACUCACAAUAUUACUUGUAUAGUUGUCUGCAUGUCAUUCAGCUGAACCAUUAUUCCAAGUCCCUGAUGCAGAAAGUAGCCACAGAGUUGGAGCAGUCGUCUUCGCUUUUGGUGAUCCAACAGUAUCUGGACCCAAUGAAUUUUCAGACUCUGUGAUUGUGAUUAGCUUAAGGAAAGGAAAAUAAUGUGUGUCGACUAUGUAUCGAAGAGUGAUGAACCUAAAGCCAGCCUGCACCAGUAAUUUAUGUAUCCUGUACAAGAGGCCACUUUCACAGCUAUUCAGGAGUUGCAAAGUCAGAUAUCAUGACACUAAGGAGUGUUAAUUUUAGAAGCUAAUAGCAUUAGCAGCUUUACAUAUUGAGGUCUGCUCCUGAAAAUCUACCAUAUUCAAAAUAGUUCCAUUUGUUAAGUUUGUGAGUAAUUGUGAAGAAGGAAGUAAUGUAUUUGUAUGUAAAUACUUGAUAUAUUUUUCUUUCAGUCUGUUUAAAAGUAAAUGUUUCUUUUUUGGAGACAA